Molecule: messenger RNA, 3054 nt
Organism: Thyridium curvatum
Lineage: Eukaryota; Fungi; Ascomycota; Sordariomycetes; Thyridiales; Thyridiaceae
Exons: 3
Coding region: 1-3054 (1017 amino acids)
Cellular component (GO): cytoplasm; nucleus
Molecular function (GO): ubiquitin binding
Source: RefSeq, a predicted model, not a curated record
AUGUCAUCUGAGGUGCAAGCAAGACCAGCUGCCUCGCGCGGCCGAGGCGCUGGUCGCGGCGGCAGAGGAGGUUUCUCGAGCCGAGGAGGAGCGCGCAUUCAAAACAGAUCCGCCACCAACGGCGACGAUUCUCUUGCCGCUCUCAACGAGGACGAGGGCGAAAUUGGCCAGCUCAAGAAGCUACACGGCGACAAGAUUGGUCUGAUCAAGGAAAUGUUCCCCGACUGGUCAGACGUCGAUAUUCUUUUCGCUCUCCAAGAGACUGAUGGCGAUGUGAGCAUCGCAGUCACUCGCAUUGCCGAAGGUAAGCAGAGCUCCGAAUUCCUCCACUUCACUCGCACUGGGCCUUUGUCAAUUGCCAAAAGCUCAAUCGCAUCGCCCAAUUGCACUCUCGCCGCGUAUAUGCUGUCUCGUUGUGGAUUGAAGCUGACUGACUUGUUUCCGUCUCGUUCAGGCACCAUCUCCCAGUGGGGCGAAGUCUCGAAGCCCAAGAAGGACCGCACCCGGCCCAAGCCCAAGGAGAACACUUUCACCACAACUACGGGCGAUUCUGCGCCGGCCAGAAAUGCUCGAGGCGGACGCGGUGGCGUCGAGGGCGGCCGAGGCCGUGGCAGGGCCACUGAACGCGGCGGCCGCGCCGCUCGCGGCAAAUCUGCCCACGCUACCACCAAUGGUGCCCGACCCGAGAAGCCUCUCUCCGUUCCUACCGACGAGUCGUCCGCCUGGGACGCCCACAAGGCCAGCGAUGAGACUGGUGCCUGGGGUUCCUCCGAUGCGACUGCCGCUGCCCCCUCCGAAUCCGCAACCAAGAACACCUCCACCACUGCUGCCCCGGCGGCUGCCAAGUCCAACCCCGAUACUGCUCCCGCCGCUCCUGCUCAGAAGACCUGGGCAAGCAUGCUCCGACAGUCGACCGUCCCCAAGGCUGCUCCCAAGCCCAAGCCUGCCCCUGCGCCCAAGCCCGAGGAGACCAUCGAGCCGUUGCCGCCCGUCGCCGAGCCUGAGGCUCCCGAACCCGAAGCGCCCGCCGAGGAUGUUGCCGAGCCCAAGAAGGAAGCUGCCCCUGCACAAGAAAUUCCAACGGUAGUCGUACCCGAAGUUGCUUUACCGCCUUCCAAGGAUCAACUUACCGAGACAAACCUCGAACAGAUUGUCGAUUCGUCGCACCCGCCUGACACGGAGACGGCGCGCAGCGAGGCUGCCGACUCUUGGGACCCCAGGCUUGCCGCAGCUAGCGCAACCGCCACUCCUCUGUCUGCUUCCCAGCAGCAGCACCAGAACGCUCGUGCCGCCGCGAGUGGCUACGCUGCCACCGCCCUCAAGGCCACCGAACGCACUGCUACCCGCACCCCGAGCCACUCCCGCCGGGUUCUUGAUCAGGAGGAGGCUGUCCGCAUGCCUGGCAACCGCGAUGUUGACCGGACAACUGUGCAGUUUGGCGCGCUGAGCUUUAGUGGUGCGGAUGAGGACAUCGACGGCGACAGGGAGGACCCCGAGACACGAGGCCAGCCCCCGGUCGAGUCUCCUGUCAGCCACCCGCGGGCCUCGCUUCCUCCGGUGCCUCAGCCUGCAUCGGUUCCCGAGGCAUUCCCCGCCCAGAAGCCCGUCACUUCCCUCCCAACUCCUCAGGGACCGACCGGUACACUUCGGCCCGAAGCCCCGAUCUCACAGCCUGUUGUCGCUGACGUAUCUGUAGCCGCUCCCGUAGCUGCCCCACAGCAGCCCGCUGUCGCUUCGCAAGCCCCGCAAGCCCCAGCUCAGCAAUAUGGUCGCUUUGGCCCGGCCAGCUCGCAGGAGCCGAGCUCUUACUCUCAGGAGCCGUUCGAUUCGUUCAACCAGCCCACGAACACCUCAUCGACUCAAUCUCAGUACGACGGCUUCCAGAACCAGCAGCAGGCGCAGGCCCAGAGCCAACAGCCCGGUGGUGCUUUCAGCUCUGCCCCUAGCGAUUACUCGUCCUAUUACACCGCUGAUGCCCAGAACCGCGGCCCCUACAACUACUAUAACCAUAGCCAGAAUUAUGGCCAGCAGCAGAGCGGUCAGGGACAGCAGGAGGGUGUUUCUCAGCAACAGCGCGCAUACGGCGGAUAUGGCGGCCCGCAGGCUGAUAACCUCAGCCAGUACCCCCAGAGCGCUGCCUCGCGAUACGGCUCGGGCUCGGCUGCCGACACGCAGAACAGCGGCAAUACUACUCCCAACCCUGCCGCUCAGGCUCAGCAGCAGGCUGGCCCCGGUGCCGGCCAGUCUCAGUCGCACGCGCAGCAGCAGCAGCAGCCGCAUGGCAGCCAGUACCCUUACAACCACCCCUACUACCAGAGCCCUUACUAUGCGGCUUAUAUGAAUCAGUAUCCCGGCUACGGCCAGGGCGCUUUCGGAGGACCCUACGGCGGCAAGGGUGGCUAUGGCCAGCAGCACCCGUACAUGUCGCCCCAGGGCCCUCAUGACCACUCGUCCUCCCAGGGAUCUGGAUUUGGCCAGUCGUCGCUCAACAGGGGCGAUAGCGGUCUGGGCUCGGGACUCGGCGACUAUGGACGCGUCGGCUCCUCGCAGUCUGGAACCCAGUCUGGUUUCGGAGGCAGCGGCUUCGGCGGAUCCCACGACUCUUUCAGCCGUGGUGCUUCCUCUUACCAGUCACAGUCCGGACAGGGCUACAAUGCUCAGUCCUCUCAGCCUGGCAGCGGUCCCGCUGGCAGCGACGACCUCAAGCCCUUUGGCGAGUCCAAGGCCACGGGCGGCCCGAGCCCCUCGCUCGGCGGCGCGCGUCCCGGUUCGGCUACCAACACGACGCCUUCUCAGUCUGGACUGCCCGCAACGCAGUCCAACCAGCAGGGUGGCAUGGGCAUGGGAGGCUACGGUGGCAACUACCCUGCCCACCUGCAGCAGGGCGGCCACGGUCUCCACGGAGGGCAGUCUGGCAGCGCCGGUUACGGCAUGAGCGGCGGCGCCGGCCAGGGCCAUGCCAGCAACCCGUACGGCGGGGCCUAUGGCGGCCAGGGCUUCGGCGGCAGCUUCUACGGCAACCAGCCUCGCGGCUGGGGCGGUAACUACCAUUAG